Molecule: messenger RNA, 774 nt
Organism: Protomyces lactucae-debilis
Lineage: Eukaryota; Fungi; Ascomycota; Taphrinomycetes; Taphrinales; Protomycetaceae
Product: Cgr1 family-domain-containing protein
Exons: 1
Coding region: 89-496 (135 amino acids)
Source: RefSeq, a predicted model, not a curated record
CCAUCUGAGUUUGAUUUUCACUUUUCUGAGAAAGCGAAGAAGAGAACAAGAACAGUGACUACAUAUACAUAGAGCGUAACAAGAGACCAUGACUGCCAGAUCAAGGGCACUCGCAGCAUUGCACAGUCCAACAGAGUCAGACAUCACCGCUGCUCCUGCACAACAAAUCACAGUACCUUCCGUUCGUGUCUCUGGCAAACAGUGGAAACUCCCAAAAACGGCAACAACGCGCUCUCAACUCCCGUCAUCGCGUCGCACACCCUAUGCGCUGCGUCAGCAAGAAUCGCAGCGUCAGAAGGAGGUCAAAAUAAAAGAGAGCGAGUUGCGAGCUGAAGCGAAACAAGAACUGGAGAAUCGAAAGCGUGCCAUUCAAGAGAAACGCGAGAAGCGCGAGGAGAAGGAGCGCUUUGAGAGGCUGAAGGAGAAGAUGCACAAGAAGACGGUGGAUCGUAUCAAGAAGAGGGAAAAGCGGAAUAAGCUACUGAAGGACCGCUAGUGCAAGCAUAAAACACUGUAUCGAAGAAGGGCGUGCAAUGUGUGCGCUGAACGAAGUGGGUGAGGUUCUUUGGCUGGGAUGGCGAGAUCAGGAUGCUUAGUCGACUUGCGCAAUGGACAGACUCGCUACUGCAUCACCAAGAGUCGGCGGUCGCUCCUCUCCAUUCUCCUGGAUAUGUCCACGCCCAUGACUGGCUGCAGUGCGCUCCUCAGCAGACGCAGCUUGCUCCCUCUCCGUUGCGCGCAAGUGGUUCUGUCUGCGCAUGUACGACUCAAUGA